CUCCACAACAGCAGCCACUGACCGGCCUCAGGCUCUGCUGCCACAGCCCCUUGGCCAGCACAGCUCUGCUCCCCAGCUCGCAGCAUGGAAGCUUGUCACUCUUCCCAGCAAUCCAAUGUCACUUCAUAUGGGGUCACAACUGUGGCCAUCAUCUCCCUGGAGGUGUUUGCUGGCAUGUGGAUAAAUGCUUUCAUCAUUUGUGUGCUUUGCAUUACCUGGGUCAAAAAGAAAACCCUGAACUCUAAUGAGAAGAUCUUGCUGCUGCUGGGAUGCUCCAGGUUUUGCUAUUUGUGUUUCUCAUGGAUAUAUGACUUUGUCUCAAAUAUUUUCCCCUAUUGCCUUCUGGUUCAUCCCAUACUUCAACUCCUUCAAGGUUCUUACAGCUUUUUUAAUAGUUCCAACUUGUGGGUUUCUGCCUUUCUUUGUGGUUUUUAUUGUAUAAAAAUUGCCAAUUUCAGGAACAUGUUCUUUGUCUGCCUGAAGGUAAAAAUUGACAGGAUGGUGCCCUGGGUUCUGUUGGGGUCAGUGAUCUUCUCCCUGAUUAUUGGAAUUCUUGUCUACAACACAAUUGAUAAAGCUAUCUGUAAAACCUUCAAUUUUACCUGCCAAGAAAAACUUUGGAGAGCAACUAAUGGAAUAGAGGAACAUUUUUUCCCUAUUUAUUUUCUCACUGGCUUUUUACAUACUACUGCUUUCAUGGCAGUCAUCUUUUCUGCUCUUUUCCUUCUCUUUUCUCUCUGGAGACACAAGUGCAUGAUGCAGAAAAACUCCAUGAAGGACCUCAGCAUGGAUGCCCACAUCAGAGCCAUGAAAUCUGUUCUCUCCUUCUUAGUGAUGUACAGCAUCAACUUUAUGUUUUUGAUCUUGACUCUAAUUUAUUCACUUAAGAACCAAAAUCAUGUGAUAUUUCUUAGUUGCUUAAUUCAACGUGCUUUUCCAGGUGUUCAUUCCCUUAUUCUGAUUUUCAGCAAUCCCAAGAUGGAAAAGACACUGCUUAGAAUUCUCUCCUGUGUGAAGUGCAAGCCUUGCAUAAGGUAGAAACUGAAAAAAAGCUGGAGCUCAUGCAAAAUAUCUUUAGAGAAAACAAG
Molecule: messenger RNA, 1088 nt
Organism: Taeniopygia guttata (zebra finch)
Lineage: Eukaryota; Metazoa; Chordata; Aves; Passeriformes; Estrildidae
Product: taste receptor type 2 member 9-like
Biological process (GO): G protein-coupled receptor signaling pathway; detection of chemical stimulus involved in sensory perception of bitter taste; sensory perception of taste
Cellular component (GO): membrane
Molecular function (GO): G protein-coupled receptor activity; bitter taste receptor activity
Source: RefSeq, a predicted model, not a curated record